Messenger RNA from Symbiodinium sp. CCMP2592, 1803 nucleotides. The record is from the annotation of a GenBank genome assembly. Lineage: Eukaryota; Dinophyceae; Suessiales; Symbiodiniaceae.
AUGAUGCGAGACAUGCCAGACAAUAGGUGCCAAUCUUGGACUCCUGGCAAUGAAGUGGAGGUUUGGAGCGAAUCGCUCCAGUCCUGGCUGGUGGGGCAAGUUGUGGAAGUCCGUGGCAACAUGAUCGACGUGGAGUUUGUGAGCAAGGUUCAUGGCAUCUUCCACAAGUUUCGCAAGCGGAUCUGCCUGAACUCGGAGAAUCUGCGUCUGUGUAUGCAAACAGACGCUGAUGUUGAGCGGGAGCAAGAUCCAGAUGCCUUCUCGUGCAGUUUGUCCGGACGCAGGGCCUUGAACUCUACAGGUCUGGAUGUGGAAUGUGAGCAAGAUCCAGACUUCUUUGUCAGUUUUUUGCCAAGUUGGUUUGGACGAGAAAAGGACCAGAAAUGCUGCAGCAAGAUUUUAGAAUUCCUGGGAAAGCCGUUGAAGUCAAAAGGUGUGUGGGUGAACGAUCCAACGUACAUGUUCUCUCCAGGAGACACGGACAGCACGAAUGGUGGGGCAGACCAAGCAUUCACUCAGAAGUACACCGAGCUCUUUCUCACGCAGAACAAGGAUGGUCACGAAUUACUUUAUGAGAAAUACACACCUCCGACGGUUUCCGUUGUGGCAGGGCUGGAUUCCAACAUCAAGAAAUCAGUGCAUGCUGGUGCCGGAGGCAAGUUGGAACUAACAGAGUUGAAGGGCCCGGCAGCCUCCUGGGAAUCGGAUCUGUCGGCAUUUGCUGACAAGGCAUCUAGCGCAGGUUCAGAAAAUUUGAAAUGGAGAGUGCUUGUCAUUACUCACGCGGCACGGCUUGGUUCAGCAAAUCUGGCAAACCAAUUUAAUGUCGACAUGAUGAGCAAAAAGGCAUCCAGCCACCUGCAGCAAGUCCUGCGUGAUUCCCAUCAGAAGGAGUUGCGGAAUCAGCCAGACAAGGCAGAAGAAUCCAUGAACGAGUGGUUUGCUUCGUACGGAGAAAGCUACGUCGUCAAAGUUUAUCUUGGAGGCGUGUUGGAGUUGACAUUCAAAAAGAUAUCUGGGCCCACAAAGUUCCGAGCUCACUUUGACUUGAAUGGUCAAGCAGCAGAUUUCAAUCAGGCCAAGGCUGCUGGCGGCGUGGGCGUGGGGCAAGAGGAAGCUGGCUUUGAAACCAAUGUGAGCUUUGAUCACCGCGGUGGAGGUGUAAGCCUUCCACCAACUACAUGGAAGGCAGGAACCUCAGUCCAGGACCUCACCCGCAGCAUCAAGAAAUGGCAGGAGUCAGUUGCACAACAGCCUGCAGUAGUGAAGGCAGACUUGUGCAAGUACACGGAGCAUCAGGAGUUCCGAGACAUGAAGACUAAGCAGUGGCAUGACAAGACGAUAUUUGAGGAAGAGCUACAGCAUCAGGCUGGGAUCGUGCAGGAGCGCGAGAAAAAGAUUCGGGAGAUUGAGAAGCAGAGGGGCCUUGACCAGCAGCGCUACGAGGCAGAUCUUCGGAAUAUUCAGGAUCAGAGGGACCUUGACCGGCAGCACUACGAGGAAGAACUUUUGAAGAUUCAGGAUCGGAGAGACCGUGACCGGCAGCAGCACGAGAAAGAAGUUGGAGAGCUUCAGCAGAAGAUAGAGCAGCAAGCGAAAGACUGGAAAGAGCGACAACAGAAAUAUAUGGCAUCAGUGGCUGAGGCUCAGAAACACUUGUCAAACAACACCAUCGCGAAUGCUGUUACUUAUGAGCUGCCCAGGGCCUUGAGAGAUCUCAGCACACAAAUCGCGAACGACCUUGCCGAAGGCCCGAGGCGUAGAAGUAAAAUGCACGCAGGAAGCAAAAGUUUCACGCAGUAG